Messenger RNA from Effrenium voratum, 908 nucleotides. The record is from the annotation of a GenBank genome assembly. Lineage: Eukaryota; Dinophyceae; Suessiales; Symbiodiniaceae.
AGCUGGAUCAAAUGCGCACGCGAAGGGGGAGCGAGAGGUGAUCGGUCGGAGCCGGGGCGAUGGGCAAGAAGAGAAAGAAGAGUUCCUCCUCGUCAGAGUCGGAGUCCGAGUCGGAGAAGAAGCCGGCGAAGAAGGAGCCGCCAAAGAAGGGGCCUGCCGCCAAGGCGGCGAGCGGCCCGCGCUUCAACGCCUUUGCGGACUCGGACGACGAGGCGGAAGGAGCCAAGGACGGCAUCACGUCCAAGGCUGGGCUCAGCGCAGCGACCGCCGCCGACGCCUUCACCAAGAAGCAGUGGGAGGUGGUCCAGCGCCUCAAGAUCAACUACCAAGACCAGAUUGACAGGAAGCACAGCAAAGAGGAGAAGCUGAGGAAGAAGCUGGAAAAGAAGCACAGGGAAAAGGAGCUGAAGCGCGCCAAGGAGAUGGCGGAGGAGGAGGAGGCCGCCGCCGAGGCCGCCGCCUCGGAGAAGGCCAUGGCGCUGGAGCAGCAGUCAAAGGAGCAGAAGGAGAAGCAACGCCUAGACCAAGAGAAGGCCUCCAUGCAGCGAAAGCUGGGGCCUAAGGGGCCCCAAGUGAAGUCCAACAAGGCGGUGGGGCAGGUGCUCUAUAGCUCCGACCUGCAGAUCGGCGAGUGCCACGGCGGCGGCGCCGGAGCCAGCGUGUGAUGCGAAGAGCGGCUGGAGAAGCUUAAAGCGGCUGGUGAAACGGAAGGGAUGGAGAAGCUUUACGAAAAAGGGCCGGCCUGAACCGGAGAUUUCUCCAUGAACUGGGUAGAAAGGCCACCCUGAACAGGAGAUUUCUCCAACUCGGCAUGGUAUUCAAUUGCCAGCAGCAAAGCAGGUUGCAGAGUCGAGGCCCUCUCUCAAACUGAUGGGAGUGCCAUAGCCGGCAAAGACCAGUGGAGCUCA